This is a messenger RNA of Capsella rubella, 607 nucleotides long. RefSeq lists its product as uncharacterized. The record is from RefSeq and is a predicted model, not a curated record. Lineage: Eukaryota; Viridiplantae; Streptophyta; Magnoliopsida; Brassicales; Brassicaceae. The coding region runs from base 53 to 400 and encodes 115 amino acids. The transcript has 2 exons.
AUAUAAAUGCAUAACAUGUCUCUCUCAUUGUCACUCACUAGGAAAAUUGAACAUGACAACUUCUAUGGUCUCUUCCAUGCUUCUCUUUCUCAUUCUCCUUCUUGUAUUUCCACAUAUCAAUAAUGCUCUUGGCGCACCAAUGGAUCUCCAAGCAUUUAAGAGAAACCUUCCUGAUCAAGUGGCGGGCAAAUUCCCAAGAGUUACUUCUGGCGUAGAGGAUGCUUCUCAACAGGCUAUAAAUGCUGUUCAAAGUAUUCCGGAUGUUAAGGAUCUUGCUGACGAUGCUAGGGAUGCGGCGCAAAACAGUUUAGCGCAACACAAUGCAGCACAAGACAAAAGUUCAAAUGGGUUUUGGUUUUGGUGCUCUGUUUUAGUCAUUUCUCUUUUCUUUAAGCUUUAGUUGAAAUGAGUGUUUCUGUGUUUACUUAUGGACUUAGGGUUCCAUUUUUCUCUUUGUGUGUUUUCUUCCAUGGCUCAGCUCAACUCAUCUCACUUUUGCUUCAAUGCGUUGGAUGCGUUUGCGGUUUCUGUUGUUCCUCAUCUAUGUAUAUGCAGAUGUUUGUGAUGUUUGUCAUUUCCCAUUUCUAUUGACCUUUUAUUUAUCUUC